Ornithorhynchus anatinus (platypus) is the source of this 3608-nucleotide messenger RNA. It is a transcript of the gene WDR48, whose product is annotated as WD repeat domain 48. Lineage: Eukaryota; Metazoa; Chordata; Mammalia; Monotremata; Ornithorhynchidae. Gene Ontology annotation, molecular function: ubiquitin binding. Gene Ontology annotation, biological process: double-strand break repair via homologous recombination; protein deubiquitination. The transcript has 19 exons. The record is from RefSeq and is a predicted model, not a curated record. Bases 71 to 2104 code for a protein of 677 amino acids.
GCGUGGGAGGGUCCGGACGCCCCGCGGGCCCCUCCUCCCCGGAAGUGACGGCCGAGUGUCAACAUGCAAGAUGGCAGCUCAUCACAGGCCCAACACGGCGGGGCGACGGAAAGUGCAGGUCUCCUACGUGAUUCGUGAUGAAGUCGAGAAGUAUAAUCGGAAUGGCGUCAAUGCCCUUCAGCUGGACCCAGCGCUGAACAGACUCUUCACUGCCGGCCGAGACUCCAUCAUCAGGAUAUGGAGCGUCAAUCAGCACAAGCAAGAUCCCUAUAUCGCUUCCAUGGAACACCACACCGACUGGGUCAACGACAUUGUCCUGUGCUGCAAUGGGAAAACGUUGAUCUCGGCCUCGGCUGACACCACGGUUAAAGUGUGGAAUGCCCACAAGGGAUUUUGCAUGUCGACCUUGAGAACCCACAAGGAUUAUGUGAAGGCCCUGGCGUAUGCCAGGGACAAAGAACUGGUGGCAUCAGCCGGUCUGGAUCGACAGAUAUUCCUUUGGGAUGUCAACACGCUCACCGCUCUGACCGCCUCCAACAACACCGUCACAACAUCUUCCCUGAGUGGGAACAAAGACUCCAUUUAUAGCCUGGCCAUGAACCAGCUGGGGACCAUCAUUGUAUCGGGCUCCACGGAAAAGGUGUUGCGGGUCUGGGAUCCAAGGACUUGUGCCAAGUUGAUGAAACUGAAAGGUCACACGGAUAACGUCAAAGCUUUGCUUCUGAACAGAGAUGGGACUCAGUGCCUGUCGGGCAGCUCUGACGGGACCAUCCGCCUGUGGUCCUUGGGCCAGCAGCGCUGCAUUGCCACCUAUCGUGUCCACGACGAAGGCGUGUGGGCCCUGCAGGCCAACGAAGCCUUCACCCACGUCUACUCGGGCGGCCGUGACCGGAAGGUUUACUGCACGGACCUGAGGAACCCAGACAUCCGGGUGCUCGUCUGUGAGGAGAAGGCACCGGUGCUCAAGAUGGAACUCGACAGGUCGGCGGACCCUCCUCCUGCUCUCUGGGUGGCCACUACUAAGUCUUCUGUUAAUAAGUGGACCCUGAAGGGGGUUCACAAUUUCCGAGCAUCUGGAGAUUAUGACAACGACUGCUCCAAUCCCAUCACGCCCUUGGGCUCGCAGCCUGACCAAGUGAUUAAAGGCGGGGCCAGCAUCACUCAGUACCACAUCCUCAACGACAAGAGGCACAUCCUAACCAAAGACACCAACCACAAUGCCGCUUAUUGGGAUGUCCUGAAGGCAUGUAAAGUCGAAGACCUCGGCAAAGUGGACUUUGAGGAAGAAAUUAAGAAGAGAUUUAAGAUGGUGUAUGUGCCCAAUUGGUUCUCGGUGGACUUAAAAACGGGGAUGCUGACCGUCACCCUCGACGAGACCGACUGCUUUGCCGCCUGGGUUUCCGCCAAAGAUGCUGGCUUCAGCAGUCCCGACGGGUCAGAUCCAAAAUUGAACCUCGGCGGGCUCCUGCUCCAAGCUCUCCUGGAAUACUGGCCCAGGACACACAUCAACCCCAUGGAGGAAGAGGAGAAUGAAGCUGGCCACGUGAACGGCGAGCAGGAGAGCAGGGUCCAGAGGGGCAACGGCUACUUCCAGGUGCCCCCACAUACACCAGUCAUCUUUGGGGAAGCCGGAGGACGCACACUAUUCAGGCUGCUGUGCAGGGAUUCUGGGGGCGAGACCGAGUCGAUGCUUCUCAACGAGACAGUGCCACAGUGGGUGAUCGACAUCACCGUGGAUAAAAACAUGCCCAAAUUCAACAAGAUCCCCUUCUACCUCCAACCACACUCAUCGUCGGGGGCCAAGACGCUGAAGAAAGACCGCCUGUCAGCCAGUGACAUGCUGCAGGUAAGGAAGGUGAUGGAGCACGUGUAUGAGAAAAUCAUCACCCUGGACAACGACUCACAGACCACCAGCUCCUCCAACAAUGAGAAGCCCGGGGAGCAAGAGAAGGACGAGGACAUCUCGGGGUUGGCAGAAGAGAAAAUCGAACUUCUGUGCCAGGACCAGGUUUUGGACCCAAACAUGGACCUGCGGACGGUCAAACAUUUCAUCUGGAAGAGCGGCGGCGACCUGACCCUUCACUACCGCCAGAAGUCCACGUGAGCGGCCAGGUGGAUAGUGGGUGGGUGGGGGGAUCCGGCAUCCCUUUGCCCGGCGUGGCCACGAGUGGAGGGUGGACCGGAUGGACGUCCAGACAGAAAGAAGGUGGGCGACUCCCCGGUACAGCAACCGCGAGCCUCUGAACCUUAGAACUGAACUCUGGGGCCGAGUGCCCAGGCAGCUAGGCCAGGUUGGCCAGGGCUCCACCAUCGGCCCCCAGCCACCACCACCACGGGCCCCUGGCCACCUCCUCUGUGUUCCAAGAGAUUCUUCCCUUCAUCUGCUCCCCCAGGGCAUGAAACGCUGCUGCGUCUCUCUCCCCUGGGCCCUGGUGAGCGUAACCCUGGCCCGACCCUGUCCCCAACCCCACCGAGCCCCGAAUGUAACUCAGCCCCCGCCCCCGCCCCGCCCCCCCGAUCUCUUCCCACCUUGCCGGUGUAGCUCAGCCUGGCCCUAGACAGAACUCAACCCACCCACAAGGGAGCUUUUCUAGAGAAAACAUUCCGUGCCCGCAGUCCUGCCCCCCCACAGCUUUUCGGAGCAGGCAGAAAGGCGCCACUGGCACCGUGAGCUGCCCGGGCAAUCCAAACUGCAGUUUACAUACAGCCAUCCCUAUGGGCCCUUGUGGGAACCUCACCAGAGAGCUGGGGGAGUCAGCGGCUGGUCCCACAGCAGAGCCGGGCUCUGCCAGCCCUAGAGGACGGCAGCACUCCCUGGCUCCCCCCGCGCUGCCUAGGCACAUGGACUACCAUACCGGGCAUGCUGAAGCCCCCUGCCCCCGGGCCAGAUGUCCUGGUCUACAAUGGCAGCGGACGAAGGUGUUGCAUCCCCGGCUUGCCGCUCCUGACCCAGGACAAGCUGUGCUUGCUGCCGCCUCAUCAGAUGGUGAGAGCUGGAUCUGGGUCUCGUCGUUUCCUGUUCUAAUACCCUCAGACUUCCUCGCCGGCCACGCCCCACAGACAGCAAAAAGUUUUAACCAGUGGCAGAAGAAACUACCCACUGCCUGGCCUGCCCCUGGGCCCACGGGACUAGUACCACUAGACUGCAGCCUGAGGGCCGGCAGGCAACUGUUCACAAGGCCAGAGAAGGGGGCCCCCAGAUUUGCCAGCGGCCACCCGGGGGCAAAUCCGUUAACCUCAGAGAUCCAGGUGGUCUCGCUGCAUCCGGACAUCCUGGUCUGGGCAGCGUUGGGGGGAAGCAGGAACUCUCACUCCCAGCAGGCUGCCUCAUAACCAGUCUGUCCUGGGCCUGUACUUCCCUCUCCAGCCAUCUGGUCAUCCGGGUGUAGGUGUGCACAGCCCUCCGUUUCAAAAGAAGCUGCUGCCCACUUCCCUGGGGGGACUUUCCUAGAUGGCAGGAGUUCUUGCCAUCUCUCCUUCCACCUGAGAAAUCCUUUGAUUUUUGGUCCAUCUCACGGAGGGAGGGAGGGUCAGCGGGUUGCUAGUAGCUGGUCUGUGUUUUACAGGUGUCUGGAAUAAAGGCUUUAGUUCCACUGUUUCACACAGCA